Messenger RNA from Choloepus didactylus (southern two-toed sloth), 2142 nucleotides. RefSeq names its product notum, palmitoleoyl-protein carboxylesterase (gene NOTUM). NCBI's taxonomy places the organism in Eukaryota, Metazoa, Chordata, Mammalia, Pilosa, Megalonychidae. The record is from RefSeq and is a predicted model, not a curated record. The transcript has 12 exons. Bases 289 to 1776 code for a protein of 495 amino acids. Gene Ontology annotation, molecular function: hydrolase activity.
GGGCACCUGGCAUGGCCUUCGACUCCGCCAUGUGUCAGGCUUCUUGCUCCCCUCAAGCGCUGGUCGGGAGAGCUCCAGAGUCCUGCUGGUCUCUCGGGGCCUGGCCGGAGUGAGUCAGUAUGUGUGUGCAGAGCGGAGUGGCCACUUUCUUCCUUCUGUUUAUCAUUCAGCCUGGGGACUUGGGAGAAGGACGAGCCCUGGGGCCAAAGGAUCCCAGCAAGGCCCGAUUCCUGGGGCUACCAGUAAAAGGGAGGGUAAACGGUGGCCGCGGGCCCGAGCGGCGCGGCCAUGGGCCCAGGGGUGCGCGUGCUGCUGCUGCUGGGCUUGCUGCACUGGGCCGGGGGCGGCGAGGGCCGGAAGACCUGGCGGCGCCGCGGGCAGCAGCCGCCCCCGCCGCGACCCGAGGCGGCGCCGGCGGCCGGGCAGCCCGUGGAGAGCUUCCCGCUGGACUUCACGGCCGUGGAGGGCAACAUGGACAGCUUCAUGGCGCAGGUCAAGAGCCUGGCGCAGUCCCUGUACCCCUGCUCGGCGCAGCAGCUCAGCGAGGACCUGCGCCUGCACUUCCUGCUCAACACUUCGGUGACCUGCAACGACGGCAGCCCCGCGGGCUACUACCUGAAGGAGUCCAAGGGUAGUCGGCGCUGGCUGCUCUUUCUGGAAGGCGGCUGGUACUGCUUCAACCGCGAGAACUGCGACUCCCGCUAUGACACCAUGCGGCGCCUCAUGAGCUCCAGGGACUGGCCGCACACGCGCACAGGCACCGGGAUCCUGUCCUCGCAGCCUGAGGAGAACCCCCACUGGUGGAACGCCAACAUGGUCUUCAUCCCUUACUGUUCCAGUGAUGUGUGGAGUGGGGCUUCCCCCAAAUCCCAGGAGAACGAGUACGCCUUCAUGGGGGCUGUCAUCAUCCAGGAGGUGGUGCGGGAGCUCCUGGGCAAGGGGCUGAGCGGGGCCAAGGUGCUGCUGCUGGCCGGGAGCAGUGCCGGCGGCACAGGGGUGCUGCUGAACGUGGACCGCGUGGCCGAGCAGCUGGAGGAGCUGGGCCACCCGGCCAUCCAGGUGCGGGGCCUGGCCGACUCGGGCUGGUUCCUGGACAACAAGCAGUACCGGCGCACGGACUGCAUCGACACCGUCACCUGUGCGCCCACGGAGGCCAUCCGCCGCGGCAUCAGGUACUGGAACGGGGUGGUCCCGGAGCGCUGCCGGCGCCAGUUCAAGGAGGGCGAGGAGUGGAACUGUUUCUUCGGAUACAAGAUCUACCCGACCCUGCGCUGCCCGGUCUUUGUGGUGCAGUGGCUGUUUGAUGAGGCCCAGCUGACUGUGGACAACGUGCACCUCACGGGGCAGCCGGUGCAGGAGGGCCAGUGGCUGUACAUCCAGACCCUGGGCCGGGCACUGCGGGACACCCUGAAGGACGUGGCGGCUGGCUUCGCCCCUGCCUGCCUCUCCCACGAGAUCAUCAUCCGGAGCCACUGGACGGACGUGCAGGUGAAGGGGACCUCACUGCCCCGGGCGCUGUACUGCUGGGACCGGAGCCUGCACGACAGCCACAAGGCCGGCCGAGCCCCCCUGAAGGGCUGCCCGGUGCACCUCGUGGACAGCUGCCCGUGGCCCCACUGCAACCCCUCGUGCCCCACCAUCCGGGACCAGCUCACGGGCCAGGAGAUGAGCGUGGCGCAGUUUCUCAUGCACAUGGGCUUCGACGUGCAGACCGUGGCCCAGCAGCAGGGACUGGAGCCCAGCAAGCUGCUGGGGAUGCUGGGCAGCGGGGCCUAGGGGGGCCCCCUGCCUCUCCGAGGGUCACCGGGGCCCCAGCCCACCCCCGACCCAGGUCCGGACCCCUGAGUCCCGGAGCCUUCGCCGCCCACUCCCACCACCUUCAGGGGCCCAGCCAGGGGCCGCAGACCCCCGAUCCCCCGCCCCUCCCCGGCCCCAGCCCACAGUGGGGAGGGGGAGCCGGAAGCACUGGAUUCCUCAGCCCCCCGGCCCAGCCCCCACACCCUUUUGUAUUAUUUUAUAAAGUGACUUUUUUAUUACUUUGAUUUUUAACAAAGGAAAUUAAGCAAGAAAUAUAUGGUGGAAUGAUAUUGUUUUGUAACGUUAUUUUUUUUAAUAAUGAAAUAAAGAUGACCAAAGAGCUUG